CGUCAUCGGUGUAAUUGAGUAGUUUGUAAACUUUGAUUCGUCCUGUCCACGUGAUGAGACUUAUCACAUGAUAUUUGUGUAUAUAAAGAAGUUCGAUGUCAUUUAAUAUACAAGCAAGCGCCAUGAAGGUUUAUUUGUUGUUUUUAGCUUUAUUUUCCACCGUUCUUUCUGCUGGGGAAUGGCGCAAAGUUCCUACCAGCGAUUACGUGCAAAAGCUUGCUUUAUUUGGUGCCAAACGAAUUAAUUUAGGUACCAAUUCUAUCUACCAUCAUAAAUUAAUCGAUGUAUUACACGCUGAAAGACAGGUUGUUGCCGGAUAUAAUUAUAAGCUUAAUAUUAGCAUCGUGGAAACAGAAUGCAAGAAGACGCAGUAUUCCUUUGAACAGGCACAAAAAUGCAAUCCGUUGACUUCCAAGUCUUUGAAAGUCUGCACGGUUGUUAUUUAUGAAAGACCAUGGCUUAAUGAAACAAGUGUAACAAGCUUCACUUGCUCGCAAACUGCACAGAGUGUUGAAAGACGCAAUCUUGACUCCAUGCACAGACGUUUAUUUAAUAAAUUUGUGAAAAAAUACAGAAAAAAUUACGGAAAUGACUAUGAGAAAGAAAAACGUUUUAGAAUCUUCAAAGCAAAUUUAAAAAAGAUUAAAGAACUCAAUUCAAACGAACGAGGAACUGCCAUUUAUGGAGUUACAAAGUUUGCUGAUUUGAAUGAGAAUGAAUUUCGUAAGUACUUAGGAUUUCGUCCAGAUUUAGCCCGUGCCGAUUCCGUUCCUCCUUCUGCCGAGAUCCCCUCUUUUGACAUCCCGAAAUCUUUCGACUGGAGACAUUACAAUGUCGUUACUGAAGUGAAAAAUCAGCAACAAUGUGGUUCGUGUUGGGCCUUUUCCACUACUGGAAACAUAGAAGGUCAGUGGGCUCUUAAGAAGAAGAAGUUGCUCUCUCUUUCAGAACAAGAGUUAGUGGACUGUGAUAAAGUAGAUCAAGGCUGUGAAGGUGGUCUUCCAAGCAAUGCCUAUAAAGAAAUAAUUCGUCUAGGAGGACUGGAGACUGAGAAGGAAUAUCCUUAUGAAGCAGAUGAUGAAAAGUGCCAUUUUAAGAAGUCUGAAGCUCGAGUAUACAUUAAUGGUUCUGUUUCCAUUUCUCAGAAUGAAACAAAAAUGGCAAUUUGGUUAGUAAAGCAUGGUCCAAUAUCAAUUGGAAUUAAUGCAAAUGCAAUGCAGUUUUAUUACGGAGGAAUUUCACAUCCUUGGAAGUUUUUAUGCAGUCCAGAUAACUUAGAUCAUGGAGUUUUGAUCGUAGGUUAUGGUGUUCAUACUUAUCCAUUGUUUAAAACUACAUUACCAUUUUGGAUAAUUAAGAACAGUUGGGGAGCAGAUUGGGGUGAACAAGGAUAUUAUCGAGUAUAUCGAGGAGACGGAACUUGCGGAUUAAACAAAAUGGCUACAUCGUCUAUUGUUGAUUGAGAUAUCACUCAACUUUAGAGAAAUUUUAAUUACUACUUAAAUAUUUUUUAAUAUAUAAUAAUUAGGUAUAUUUUGUAUAAAAUUUAAAUAAUUAAUUUGUUUCUAUUACUAAUGACUUUGAAUGUUUUAUAAUUUA
Messenger RNA from Centruroides sculpturatus (bark scorpion), 1599 nucleotides. RefSeq names its product cathepsin L-like. The record is from RefSeq and is a predicted model, not a curated record. The coding region runs from base 96 to 1463 and encodes 455 amino acids. The transcript is spliced from 13 exons. Gene Ontology annotation, molecular function: cysteine-type endopeptidase inhibitor activity; cysteine-type endopeptidase activity. Lineage: Eukaryota; Metazoa; Arthropoda; Arachnida; Scorpiones; Buthidae. Gene Ontology annotation, cellular component: lysosome.